Oryzias melastigma (Indian medaka) is the source of this 2438-nucleotide messenger RNA. Its product is annotated as flotillin-2. Gene Ontology annotation, cellular component: plasma membrane. Gene Ontology annotation, biological process: regulation of myoblast differentiation; protein localization to plasma membrane. Bases 209 to 1495 code for a protein of 428 amino acids. The transcript has 11 exons. NCBI's taxonomy places the organism in Eukaryota, Metazoa, Chordata, Actinopteri, Beloniformes, Adrianichthyidae. The record is from RefSeq and is a predicted model, not a curated record.
GGGACUGUGACGUCAUCGCAGUGUUGGUGUCCGGGGCGGGGCUUCUUUGUUGUUGCUGUCGUGAGGGGCGUGAGAACUUGAAGGCUGCUCUACGUCCUGUGCUCACGUUUCAAAGAAAUUCAACAACAAAAAAUAGAUAUUAUCCCCUUUAGCUUUAACAGAACAUAUUUCUUCUCGAAGCCCCUCAUCCCGUCUGUGUUCGUGGACCAUGGGGAGCUGUCUGACCGUCGGGCCAAAUAAAGCCUUGGUGGUUUCUGGCGGUUGCUGUAACUAUAACAAGAAGUCCUAUAUCAUUGGAGGAUUCACGUGGGCUUGGUGCUGUGUUACAGAUGUUCAAAGAAUAAGCCUGGAAGUUAUGACUCUCAACCCUAUAUGUGAAAGUGUGGAGACGGCGGAGGGGGUUGCUAUUACGGUCACGGGGGUGGCCCAGGUGAAAGUCAUAACGGAGCCGGACCUGCUGGCUGUGGCUUGUGAGCAGUUUCUGGGUAAAUCAGUAGAGGACAUCAAACUUGUGCUUCUGCAGACUCUGGAGGGACAUCUGCGCUCCAUUCUAGGGACAUUGACUGUGGAGCAGAUCUUCCAGGACAGAGACCAGUUUGCCAAGCUCGUGCGCGACGUUGCUGCUCCGGAUGUGGGCAGGAUGGGUAUAGAGAUUCUCAGCUUUACCAUUAAGGACGUGUUUGAUAGAGUGAACUACCUGAGCUCUCUGGGUAAGACCCAGACGGCCGCUGUGCGCAGAGAUGCAGACAUCGGCGUGGCGGAGGCGGAGAGGGACGCGGGAAUACGAGAAGCAGAAUGUAAGAAAGAGAUGAUGGAUGUGAAAUUUGUGGCUGACAUCAGGAUGGCUGACUCCAAACGAGAGCUGGAGCUGCAGAAAUUCGCUUUCAACCAAGAAAUCAACACUAAGAAAGCAGAGGCGCAGCUGGCGUACGAGCUGCAGGCAGCUAAAGAGUCCCAAAAGAUCCGGCUGGAGGAAAUUGAGAUCGAAGUUGUUCGGAGGAAGAAGCAGAUCUCCAUAGAGGAGAAGGAGAUUGACCGCACAGAGAAAGAACUCGUUGCUGUUGUGAAGAGGCCAGCCGAGGCCGAGGCCUACAAGUUGAAGCAGUUGGCUGAGGGGCAGAAGAUGAAGACGGUGCUGUUAGCACAGGCUGAGGCGGAGAAAAUCAAAAUGAUUGGUCAGGCACAGGCUGCCACCAUCGAAGCAGUGGGAAAGGCGGAGGCUGAGAAGAUGAAGCUGAAGGCGGAGGCUUACCAGCAGUAUGGAGACGCCGCAAAGACCGCCCUGGUCCUGGAAGCGCUGCCCAAGAUUGCAUCUAAAGUGGCUGCGCCUUUGGCUAAGACGAAUGAGAUCGUCAUUCUUAGUGGGGAGAGCAGUCGAGUGACGGGUGAAGUGAACCGGCUCCUGGCAGAGCUCCCCGUGUCCGUCAAUGCUCUCACUGGAGUGGACUUAACAAAGAUCCCUUUACUGCAGCAGAUGGGAGCAUCUCGCACCUGAAAACCGAGAACUCCAUGCGACAUGCGCCGUCGUGGACUGCCUUGAAUACUCUUUUUAAGUUGCUUUAUAUGUAUACUUUGUAUACAUAGAGAAAUCUGGAAACCUCUGGUGCCUUAAUUUAUACAGGACCAGAAAAUCUGCAUGGCGUGUUGUUCAUUAUUAAUAUUAAUAUUUUUGUGUUUAAAGGUAGAAAACAUUUUUAAAUGCUUGAAUAGGUCAGUGGUUUUGUUGUAAAAAGGGGAGCUGAGACCAGAAAACUGAAAAUAUGAAAUAUUCUACCAUGUGGCGCUGCUCUUUUUAUACAUAACAGCCACUCUCGUUGCUGGGUUCAGUCACAGUUACCAGCCACCACAUGAGGUGAGCAUCAAGUGAUGUGAUUUCUUUACUGGAUAUUUGCAUGAGCUCACAGUGGAACAGGUGUAACUUGAGCCAAUCCGUUCGUGUUUCUGUUCAUUGAACCACCUCUCUCUUCGGAGACAUUUAAGUUCUUUCAAUACGCAUUUGUCGUUGGUGUAAAUCUGUCUUCAUAAUGUACAUUUUUUGCAUUCAAAUGUUUUUUUUAAAGCAAAAGAGGUGCUUAAAAUCACAAACAUUUAUUUUUGUUAAUCUUAAUUUUAAUUUAAUGUUUGCAGUUUUGAGGAUUCUGUGAUUUUUCAAUUUACCGUUACAAAACCUUUUGGAAUUUGUUGUUUUUACGGGUUAAAAAAACGGGUAGCAGACACUGAUCUUGUGAUGAUGUGAGUUUUUUUUUAGUGUAGUUUAGCAUUUGAAGUGAGUUUUAAUUUUUACUUUUUAACUAUGACUUUAGUUGAAACUAGGAGAUAAAGUCAGAGAGACCAGACUGAGAUGGUUUGGACAUGUUCAGAGGAGAGACAGUGAAUAUAUUGGUAGAAGGAUGCUGAGUCUAGAGCUGCCAGGAAAGGGGUCUAGAGGAAGACCAAAG